This is a messenger RNA of Perognathus longimembris pacificus (Pacific pocket mouse), 957 nucleotides long. RefSeq names its product olfactory receptor 8B3-like. The record is from RefSeq and is a predicted model, not a curated record. Gene Ontology annotation, molecular function: olfactory receptor activity; G protein-coupled receptor activity; odorant binding. Gene Ontology annotation, cellular component: membrane. The coding region runs from base 4 to 957 and encodes 317 amino acids. NCBI's taxonomy places the organism in Eukaryota, Metazoa, Chordata, Mammalia, Rodentia, Heteromyidae. Gene Ontology annotation, biological process: G protein-coupled receptor signaling pathway; sensory perception of smell. The transcript has a single exon.
ACAAUGAUGAGAAUACGGGAUGGAAAUGUCUCCUUGGUGACUGAGUUUAUUCUUGCUGGAUUAACAGAUCAGCCUGAACUCCAACUGCCCCUCUUUUACAUAUUUCUAAUGAUCUAUAUUGUCACCAUAGUGGGUAAUCUUGGCUUGAUCACUCUUAUUGUUCUAAAUUCUCACCUCCACACUCCCAUGUACUACUUUCUCUUCAACCUUUCCUUUAUUGAUCUCUGUUACUCUUCUGUUUUCACUCCCAAAAUGUUGAUGAACUUCAUCUCAAAGAAGAAUGUCAUCUCCUACACAGGGUGCAUGUUUCAGCUAUUUUUUUUUCUCUUUUUUGUAAUAUCCGAAUGCUACAUGUUGACCUCGAUGGCCUACGAUCGCUAUGGGGCCAUAUGUAAUCCAUUAUUGUAUAAGAUAACCAUGUCUCACCAGGUCUGUUCUGGGCUGUCUUUUGCUGCCUAUGCAAUGGGCUUUGCUGGAGCCAUGUCCCACACAGGCUGCAUGCUUAGACUGACCUUUUGCAAUGUCAAGGUCAUCAACCACUACUUGUGUGACAUACUUCCCCUCCUCCAGCUUUCUUGUACUAGCACCUAUGUCAAUGAGAUUGUUGUCAUCAUUGUUGUAGGCAUUAACAUCACAAUCCCCAGUUGUACCAUCCUUAUUUCUUAUAUUUUUAUCAUCAGUGCCAUUCUCCAAAUUAAAUCCACUAAAGGAAGAGCAAAAGCCUUCAGUACCUGUACUUCUCACAUAAUGGCUAUCUUGCUAUUUUUUGGAUCUGCCUCAUUCAUGUAUCUUAAAUACUCUUCUGGAUCUAUGGAGCAGGGAAUUGUUUCUUCUGUUUUCUACACUAAUGUUGGGCCCAUGCUCAAUCCUUUGAUUUAUAGUUUGAGGAACAAGGAUGUCAAAGUGGGAUUGAAAAACAUUCUGGUGAAAAUUCAAAGGAGAGACAUAUUUAGUUAG